Messenger RNA from Sapajus apella (tufted capuchin), 9129 nucleotides. RefSeq names its product F-box and WD repeat domain containing 4 (gene FBXW4). The transcript has 10 exons. The record is from RefSeq and is a predicted model, not a curated record. Gene Ontology annotation, molecular function: protein binding. Bases 7355 to 8776 code for a protein of 473 amino acids. Lineage: Eukaryota; Metazoa; Chordata; Mammalia; Primates; Cebidae. Gene Ontology annotation, biological process: SCF-dependent proteasomal ubiquitin-dependent protein catabolic process. Gene Ontology annotation, cellular component: SCF ubiquitin ligase complex.
UACAGGUGUGAGCCACCAUGCCCGGCCUAAUUUGGUUUUUUAAUAUUAACACUUGCAUCAAUAUCACUUUUGGUGCAAUAGGUGAAUUCAACUUACUAUUUUUGUUAGGUAGCCUCAAUGACUACCUAGUUCUCAUUACAACUUUGUUAAGUAAUUCUCUUUUCCUUUGUUUUGGAGAGCUUAUUUUGCUAUAUAAUGUUUAUAUAUACGUAUAUACACAUAUAAAUAUGUGUUUAUAUUGGAUCUAUAUCUGAACUUCAUUUUGUGUCACUGAUACAUUUUUCCAUUUCCAUACUAUUUUAAAUAUUGUUACUUUUUGGUAGAGUCUAGUAUCUGUCAGGGUAAGAUUAUCCUGUUGGAUUUAUGUGUGUGUGUCACCUCUACACUUCUGUUCAACUCUCCAUCAAAAAAAAAAUUCUGUGCUUUUCCAGGAACUUCUGUGGUUUUCAUGAUAAAGUUCUCACAUAUAUGUUGUUGCACUUACUCCUAUGUAUUUCUAAAUAUGUUAUGCAUUUCGUUUUUAUUGCAAAUGUACUCUCUUUGGCAUGUUUUCUGGCUGGGUAUUAUUGAAUGUAGAAAACGAGUAUAAGUAAAUUUUGGAUUUGUGGUUUUAAAUUUUAUUCUAGGAUGAUUUUGUUCAUGGUAAUGAUUCUUUGGGACUUCUUGGGCAUGCAGUCUUGUCACCUGCAGAAAUAGUUUGUUAUUCUCUUUCAAAGAAUAUUAGCAGCUGACCUAUAAGAGAAGUUGUCUAAAAUGACUGGAACUCAAGCCAGCCAAGGCAAAGUUUGGCUUGCUUUCUCUUCAUAUAGAGAUUGAGUGAAUAAAUGAAAGAAGUUGUGUUUAUUUUCAAAUGCUCUAAAAGAGAGAUAUUGGGAAUGCGUCUACAUUCUGUAGCAGUAAUAACAAAAAAAUGAAAAUGAAUUUAUGAAUUUAUGGUGUAAAAUGCUUUGAGAUUGCCAUAUGAUAUUGCUUUAUUAUUUGACCGUGGUAACAUGUGUGUUUUGAUUUCUCGCCCGUGUCCUAGGGUAAGGUGUCCUGGCCUUCUAGGGAAGUUGUUUUACCAUAGCCCUUGAUAAAGAGCAGGGUCACUGCUCGGGUUUUCUGGGUUGAGGGAAGAAGUUAUGUGUGUUACAGCAGGUGGAGAGAAUGUUUACCAGUGUGGUCUGUUCCUGGACAGCUGCGGAGACUUAAUAAGCCACUGAGAGAGGUGGUUGUCAUCCCUGGAGGGAGAAGGCAUGUACCCCACUUCACUUAGGGAGUCAGCAAACCUGAUUCCAAAGUACAGCAAAAGUAUGACUGGAUGGUGGCAGAGCUGUUGUUCAUGCUUUGGGCUAAUUAACUGCAGACUAGAUAAGUGAGAUGAGUUUUUAUCAGCAUUACACAAAACUUGAUUUUAUCAGAAGCCACAUAACCUCACUGGGCCUAGGUUUUAUUAUCUAUAAAGAAUGGGAAUAAACUUGCCUGGUAAAAUUAGGCUUAAAUGUAGAAUGCUGGCUAGGACAGCAUUCAGCACAUAGUAAGCACUCAAUAAAUUGUAAAAUGGGACUUUUUAAUUGCUUGGCUUCUCGUCUAGUUUGUAUAUAGCAUAAGUGGGGCUGGUUUGACUCAGAGGUGCUGCCUAAAGACAAAGGGGAAAACACGCGCGCACAUACACACACCCUGCUUGGUUUCUUUCACCUGUCCUGAAUGUUUUUGGAAACAUGACAGCAGAACCUGUGGACUUAGGGCCUGUACUCUGGGCUGAAGAGCCUCUUGAUUCUCAGAAACACAAACUGCUAAGGUUUACUGACCUUCCGGCCCAGGGCACGUCUUAUUCAGUUUGGCUGUUCCUAACUGAUCAUAGCUUUGUUGAGUAAGAUGAACUGCUUUGGUUCCUUGUGAUUUGCUAAUGGUGUUAUACUUGUGCUUGAAGGCAUUCUGGACACUUUAAAACCACAAACAAAUAAUUUGCUUCCCAUUAGGCCUCUUGCCUGAACAGUGAACACUUGCAAGUAUCCUAAGCUUUUAUUUUAUUUUUUGAGGGACACAAAGAUAGUUGAGUCAGUCAUCUGAUUUACAAUCAGUUUUGUUUGGAGAUUUUGUGAAGCCUAGGGGAGUAGAAAUAUCCUGAAUAUAACAAUAAAAUUCAAAGAAAUGUUUCAUACGGCAAUCUUUCAAAUUUUCCCUAAAGAGUUAGAGGACAAACUAACCUAUUUCAGUUUACAAGAACAAAACAGUGGAAUUCAGCUCUCAGUUGAUAACGUAGGUUGAAUGCAAGAAGUACACAGUAUGAUGGGGGGAGAACAGGAGUGCUCUCUGCAAAUUCUGUUACUGAAAAUUAACAAACGCAAAUAAUAGAAAAAAUAUUUCUAUGCAAUGUAAAGCUAUUUUUAAAAGAUACUAUUGCCAGUCUUAUGUUAAAGAAAGCUUACUUAAUCCUCUUCCUCCUGAAUUAAGUGCUACAUAUUCUCAAACAGGAAUUUUAUUUGAAAUAGCCUUUGAGCAGUUCCUGGGUGCUCUCUUGCAUUUGCCUAUGAUAGAUUUGCCUGGAAUUAACAAUAGGUGUUUAGGGAGUGAGGCUCCUGAGGUGUUUGUCCUGGCAUGUAUAUUCAUUCCUGUGGAGGGGUCCUAUAGCCUUGGAGCUCUUUGAGGCUGGGGGCCUGGGGUAUCUAUUUCAGUGAUGAUUAACGUCCAGAGUGGUGAGAUAGACACAGAUAAGCAGAGUGUGUUUAUUUGUUUUAAAAUGAUUGUGCUUAAGAGCAUUUUCUUGGCCCAGAAAGCAUAUAGUUUGCUAGCUCUGAAUGGAGAUGGUAUUGCUAACUGGUUACCUUUAAGGCCUAAACUGUGAUCUUCAGAAAACAAUUAACAACUCAAAGUAGCUUAGGUUUUCUCCAGUUUUCUGCCUUACCCAGGGAGGAGAGUCACCUAUUUGUUCUCUAGUUCACUGAAUGGUUUCGUAUAUGGAUGUAUUUAUUGUCUUUAGCAUUUGGAAAGGUCUUAUUUUUAAUGGUUUCUAUGAGUUAAUAAAAUACAGUUUAGUUUACAGGUUCAAAAUAAAAUAGUACACCUGUGGAAGCAGGGCAUGCUCUAGUGCAAUCACUACCUCCAAAUGCGAACUGGAAGAAUGGAAGAGGCCUCCUCUAAGACCAUGAGAAUAUAGAAGCUGUUUAUGCCCUUUCCAGGGCCUGAAUUUUCUAGCUUUCAAGGCAGAAACAUGGAGAAACCCAGUGUCUUCACAGUCUGUGAGAUGAGCAAUCUGUAGUAUGAAUUCAUACUGGAAUGAGAGCUCUGAAAAUACUUCAGUACUCUAUACUUUUCAGUUUUUUGCACCUGGAACCUUCAUCUAAGGUGAAGAUUGUGCUUGAGCUGCUGAAAUCCCCAACUGACAGUGAGGUCACUGAGGAAGUAUACAGGUUUUUUAAAAAAUUAUUUUUGAAUGUGUGACUUAGAAAAGAAUUGUUUGUGACAACUUAACCUUAGCUCUGGGUUGACCCUGGCACUGGAUUAAUUUUUGGUCCUGACAUGUAAUCAUGGAACAGGGAGAAAUUUAGACAGAUUCUUCUUGAGACCAGGCUCCAAAAAUAUUUGAAAAUUAAGAUGAGUUCAACUGUUUAAAAAAAAGGAGAAAAUUGGGUUUUGAAUUUUCAGUGAAAAUUGGCAGACUUCCCACUUUGAUCUGCAGAAGCUGACUUUUGCUAAGCUUCAGAAUUUACCUCAGGUGUGUCAGCUGAGUCACGGUUAAGAAUCCAGAGAUUUGGUUUACUCUUGAGGAGAGUCCUUCCUAGUCAGCAGUCUUGCUCAGAUGGAACUCCAAUUGUAAUCAGUUGAAUCAAGAUGGUUAUGGUAAUUAAGAAUAUAUUUAUAUACCUUGAAUCAUGUAAAUACGUGAGCUUUCUCUAAAACUGAGUAUGAGACUAUGUGGAGAAAGAAUUUACCUCUUGUUAGCGGUUUGGUUGCCUUGUCUCAAUUUUGAGUCAGUUCUUCAUUUUAUCCAAACUGUCCACAUUGCUCUCCCUGGAAGUCUGGGCCACCCAAUGGGCCCCUGUGCCUGCUGCCCCUCUUUAGCCCACAAUUAAUUGCCAGCACAUUCUUUCUUCUUCCUCUUCUUUUUUGGUAUUUGACAUGAGCUCAAAUUGCUGAGAAAGGUGACAACUGUGAAAUGAAGACAGGGCUUGGAGACACCUUAAAAAAUACAUGCAAAGGCCACUAAAUGACAAGAGCAGACUGCCAGCCUCUUUCAAAACAUCACCACGUCUGUUGACUUUCCAUUCCUUGUCCACAGCACAAAAUUGGAGGUCAAAGAAUCAUAGGAGUUAGAGAUGGAAAAGACAUUUGGGGUCAGCCAGUUCAUCCCUCCGCCUUCUCCUGCCCCGAUUCCAAAUCAUUCCUUGCAUUAUAUUUUCUCCCCCAGCUCUUGUACAGUUUUCACGGUCUUCACUCAACCCUGGCUGUCACCUUUGGGGAAUGAUGCUGGAGGUUCUCUCCAGUUUCUCCUCGGCAGAGAGAGACAUUGCCUGUGCCCCCAGUUGACAUUCGUGAACUUCUUUGUUGGUGGUCUCAGCUGAGAGGCUGAAGGAUAACUGGAAGUGUCUCUGUUGCCUGGUGAUGGGGCUUUUUUAGACAGAAUUGAAGAGCAUUUAGUGUAUGAUGAUAUUGGGCAAGGGAUAUUGGGCAAAGGGCUGGAGUGUAGGGUAGCCAUUGAUGAAUUUGUUUCUUGACAUUUGUUGUGCGAGUCUCUUGACCUGGAGGAGGAUUCGUAUUUGUAUGAAGUGUGUGGUAUUGGGACAGGUGGGCAGAGAUAGGAAAUUAUAGUGAAUAGGAGUUUGAUAGGAACCCUAACUUGGAGAUUGGUAGAUUAAACAAAUAAGAAAUACUGGUCUUGUGAGGUAGUAGAGGAUUAUUUUUAAUAGCUACAUGUUAGGGGAGAAAUAGAGCGGUGGUUACUGUACAGAAGCUUCAGUUUAGAGUCAUAUUGAGGAGAAUAGAUGGGCUGGAAGCAAGUAUUUUGAAUUAGGGUACGCUGCUGUUUUUGUGAUCUCCCCUUUUAGAAAGUAGAGAAAGGGAAGUCUUAUGCUUACUGGCUGUGUGGGUUGGAAGGCGGAAUGGUCAUUUUUAGAGGCAGCUUUGGAGGGAUACCCCCAGCUCCCCCGUCUUGUUCCAGCAGCUGUUGGGAGCAGUCCGAAGGGGGUAUUAUGUUUCUUCUGGUAACUCUGCCAAGAAUGAGAGGAAAUCCACAAUCUGUGGGUUUUGUAGGGGGGGUGAGGAUGGGGUGGCAGGUGAUGGGACAGGGAAAUUAAAUUGUUUUAUAGUAAAUAUGUUGAGAUAUUUUUCCUGGAAAGCUGUUUCACUAAAAGGAAUGAUAUUUCCCCUGCUCACUAACCCUGUAAUGAGUUCCUUCUCUUUAAAGAAAGGAAAAUGGUCUUUGAGUACUUCUUUUUCUUUUUUCCCUGUAGUUCCAACUUUGACCUCCCAUGUUUCUUUGAGUUUUUCUUUAGAAAAUCUACCUUGAAAAGUUGAAUCAAGGUUCAGAUAUGGGUGGUACGUGUGUUUGUCCCCUCUAGAAGUGAGUUGCUAAGGGUGAACUUCAUCCCUUAUUUUGGAUGCAGUUUGACUUUAUCAUAAUGGCCUAGAAGCUGGAGAUGUGGCAACUUUCUGGGUGACGUCUGGUUCAUAUUCUUCCUAUCCCUUCAUUCAGGCUGGAAGAGCACUAGGGAUUUUGAAGUCUGGUCACUUGGGUUGAGAACCUGUUUUGAUGAUUAAUAUAGAACACAGUUUCAUGAUUAAAAACAAUAAAAACUCUGGGAAGCAGAGCAGUGUAAUUAUUUCUCACAUUUCAGAUGAGGAGUCUAGGGAAAAGUCAUUUUGAGGGUAUGAGAACAAAGUCUACCUCUUAGUCUGCUAGUGCCUAAUUCAUGUCUCAGAGGAAGGCCUGUUCACUUAUCCCUGCCCCCUCCCCCCAAAUUGGCAUCUUUCUUGCCAUUGUUCGUUUUUAAAAAGUACUAAAUCAGUCUUUCCAAAAGUUGUAUUGUGGGACUCUUGAAAAACUAAUUUUAUAAUCAAAUGAGUGGGGGAAAUGCUAUGCACCACACUCCCUCUCCUGGGGAUCACAAUGCCCAUUGGAGAUUAAAGGCACUGGCAAGUCCUGCGAUAUAGGGACCUGUUUAAUUUUGUUUCAGCCAGCAUUGUGCAAAUUGUUUUGACCAUAACAUUCUUUUUUUCACUGUUAAAUAUCUCUUUAACAUCUUACAGAACACACAUACUGGUCAAGUGCGUGCAAAUACAGAACCUAACCAAUGCCAGGAGGAAAAGGAUUGAACAGUCACUAAGUUCUGAAUCUUAAGCUCAUUCAUAUAAAGGACCAGGGUUAUGCUUAGUGCUUCUGAAACUAUCUAGACACCUUUGGCAUGUGGCUGCCGUGUUAAGAUACUUUAUCUGCUCAGAUUUUUUUCCUUGAGCCUCUCUAGAAUAAGAAUUUGGAGGCUUUGGUUGACUUCUUGAAGAUGUGGUAUGUUACACAUUUUGAGAAGGGCCUUUGGAGCUAAGGUAUUGUUCCAAGUGUGACUUGCCAAAGGGAGAACCAUGUUUUGGAAACUCUUGCUUGAGCAGUUCCAAAGCAAUAUCUAUCAAAAUACCUAUUAUGCUAGGACCAUGGUUCUCACCUUUUAUGUUAAAGACAUAGUUUUGUAUGAUGUUAGAAUUUUUGAUAGAGGAUUAAAAGUGAAUGUCAUUUUUUAAAAAAAAAGCAAGUUUCAGAAAAUUGAAAACUUGUUCAUGAUUAUUUACACUAUGUACUUGUUCACCCUCUGGUGUGUUAAUAUUUGAACAGAAUUGUUUGUAGCCCUGACCUUGUUCUCUUAUAUCCUUCGAGGUAAAGUUCAUAUAUGUUCCUCUGAACAUGCAAUUUUCAUUUUAUUUUCAGCAAAUUGUAUCAUGGGCAACAUUUUUGCUUAGUGUCUGAUGGAAAUCCCUGUAAAAGUGUGGAUCGUCAGUUGAACAAAAAUAAAUUCUAUACAUUGUUUAAAAUUUAAUGGUGCACUUAUUCAGGGUUCCUGCUAUUCUACUUGUCUGCACAGUGAUUGUUGAGAGCCACUUUUAGAAGCAUAAAGUGGUUUAAGACUUGAUCCUGUGGAAUUUAUGACUAAAUUAGACAAUAAGAUGUAUAGCUGUGAAAAGCUAGCAAUGCCUAGAUGUAUGGUAGGUUCCACCUAACAGUUCAGAUGACAUGGAGAGGAAUGUUUGGAAGAGUCACGGAAGUAGAGGCGCUACCAAGAUUUUAAAGAAUGGAUGAAUUUGACUAGUCCCCAGAAGCUUUAGUCAGGGGCAGAGAUAGGCUGGUGCUGGCAAUGUAAGUGAAAAUGUCAAUAUAUGAGUGAACAUGGAAGAGAUUGGCUUGGAGGCAGUCCAGUUGCGUAGUGUGAAGAAUGAAAAGAUGACCAGUGUCCCAGUGAAGGAACGGGUGAAGGUGUCUCAGAACUGGAGACUGGGGCGCUGCCGAGAGGGGAUUCUGCUGAAGUGGAGAUGCAGUCAGAUGCCUUGGAUGCAGCUAGAGGAUGAUUCUCUGUACAUAUCUCAGGCUAAUUUCAUCCUGGCCUACCAGUUCCGUCCAGAUGGUGCCAGCUUGAACCGUCGGCCUCUGGGAGUCUUUGCUGGGCAUGAUGAGGACGUUUGCCACUUUGUGCUGGCCAACUCACAUAUUGUCAGUGCAGGAGGAGAUGGGAAGAUUGGCAUUCACAAGAUUCACAGCACCUUCACUGUCAAGUACUCGGCUCAUGAACAGGAGGUGAACUGUGUGGAUUGCAAAGGGGGCAUCAUUGUGAGUGGCUCCAGGGACAGGACGGCCAAGGUAUGGCCUUUGGCCUCAGGCCGACUGGGGCAGUGCCUACACACCAUCCAGACUGAAGACCGAGUCUGGUCCAUUGCUAUCAGCCCAUUACUCAGCUCUUUUGUGACAGGGACGGCUUGUUGCGGUCACUUCUCACCCCUGAGAAUCUGGGACCUCAACAGCUGCAGUGGAGCCACCUGGGCAGCAGGAUGGGUUGACCUCUCAGGGAUGUGGCCACACUCUGCUUGCUUCUUCCUCUCCAGUGGGCAGCUGAUGACACACUUGGGCAGUGACUUUCCCCCAGGGGCUGGGGUGCUGGAUGUCAUGUAUGAGUCCCCCUUCACACUGCUGUCCUGUGGCUAUGACACCUAUGUUCGCUACUGGGACCUCCGCACCAGUGUCCGGAAAUGUGUCAUGGAGUGGGAGGAGCCCCACGACAGCACCCUGUACUGCCUGCAGACAGAUGGCAACCACCUGCUGGCCACAGGUUCCUCCUACUACGGUGUUGUACGGCUGUGGGACCGGCGCCAAAGGGCCUGCCUGCACGUAAGUGUGCUCCUACUUCUUCUCCUGGAUGCUAGGACUCCUGAUUAUGGGCUGCAUCUGGGAGAGGGCCUUCCCGCUGACGUCGACCCCCCUCAGCAGCCCUGUGUACUGCCUGCGUCUCACCACCAAGCAUCUCUAUGCUGCACUGUCUUACAACCUCCAUGUCCUGGAUUUUCAAAACCCAUGACCAUCAGGGCCACCCCUGCCUACGGGUCAGGGAAACCAGCUACUCAGGGACCUCUGUUGUUUGGAGGAUGCAGUGAUAACUCUCCCACUGCCCCACUAUGCUCCUGGACCUGUGACCCCAGUGCUUGGGCACCUUGCCCUAGAGUCUCUGACUCCUGGGGCUUGGGGGCUUACCAGAGAUGCAGUCCCUCCCAGGAACCUGUUGGAGAGGCAGGACCUGCUGCUUUAGAGGAGUACAGCUGAACCCGGGCCUUGUGUUCCAGAGAGGCCCAUCUUACACCCCUUAUUAGAGCCACGACAGCCUGCAGAGUGAGGUGAGGAGCUCCCACCUUCCCAAAUGGUUCCUUUCUGCCCCUUCAUGGAAGGAAAGGUGAGGCUGCCAGUAGCCCCCUGGCACCAGCCAGACUUCACCCUUGACCAUCCUCUCGGGGCUGGGGGUUCAUUCCUGGGGCACUGUGGCCUGGUUUUGUUUGAAACCAAGAAAGGGCAAAGAGAACCCAGCAGUUCUGAUUGAGUUCUGAGCCAUCCCUACCUCAGGCUGGCUGUGGAGACAUGUUACAAUUUUCAUUUUUGUAAAAAUAAAGCUUGAUUGUUCA